AUGCAGGGCCCUCGAAAUGGCUCGACGGCUCUCUCGACCAUCCUGCUCGUCGCAGCGAACCUCCUGAUACCAGUCGCGAUCAUUGUAUUCGCGACAGGAUUCUUCCCUUACAAACCACUGCUCCCAGGCCUGGCAGCUUACGAUAAUACCGAGCAUGGGCCCCCACCGGCUGCACCGUUCGACCGGGUCGUCUUCAUGGUUGUAGAUGCCCUGCGGAGUGACUUUGUCUACUCCCCCAGCUCCGGCUUUCGAUAUACUCAAGCCCUGAUACGCGAUGGCUGUGCCAUUCCCUUCACCGCACACGCGACGUCGCCCACCGUCACCAUGCCGCGCAUCAAGGCCAUAACGACAGGCUCGAUUCCCUCCUUUCUCGACGUCAUACUGAACAUCGAUGAAGGAGACGAGUCAUCCUCCCUGGCUUCUCAGGAUACAUGGCUCGCCCAGAUGAAGGCAAAGGACACUGGCAAGCUGCUCAUGUAUGGGGACGACACCUGGCUGAAGCUGUUUCCCAACGUCUUCGACCGUGCGGACGGGACGUCGAGCUUCUUCGUCGCUGAUUUCACCGAGGUGGACAACAAUGUCACAAGACACGUCCCAGGUGAGCUUCAGAAUGACGAUUGGAGCACCAUGGUGUUGCAUUACCUCGGCCUAGAUCACAUAGGUCACAAAGGGGGACCGCGCAGCUCGAACAUGCUUCCGAAGCAGGUUGAGAUGGAUGGUAUGGUGGAACAGAUUUACGCCGCAAUCGAAUCUCAGCCUCACCUCCAGUCAACGCUUCUGGUGCUACUGGGAGACCAUGGAAUGAAUGAUGCUGGAAAUCAUGGUGGCUCGGCGCCUGGCGAGACCUCUCCGGCGUUAGUCUUCAUAUCCCCAAAAAUGAAGACGUUGAAGACCGCCUUUGAGGUGCCAAUGGACGUUCAAGAGGACUUCCAGUAUUACUCUGUUGUGGAGCAAUCUGAUCUUGCUCCUACACUUGGGGCCUUGCUCGGCUUUCCGGUGCCCAAGAACAACCUGGGCGCAUUCAUUGUGGACUUCCUGCCGUUCUGGUCUAACAAGGCCGAUCAGAUACAGAUUCUCAUGCGCAACGCUGAGCAGAUACUGGCUAUCAUAAAGACCACUUUCGGAGGGUAUCUAUUCGAGGUAGAGAGUGGCGGUGACACUUGCCUACAGCCGGAAGACGAGGUUGAAAAGCUGGCCUGUGGGUGGCGCCAAAUCGUCGAGUCCGCUCGAGCCAUGAAAAGCACGGGCGACGUAGAUGAUGUAUGGAUCUCUACCACGUCGGACUGGUUAAGAAAUGCUCAAGGCCUCCUGAGCAGCAUGGCCAGUAAUUACGAUAUGACGAGGCUCACCCUUGGCCAAGCAGCUGCCAUUUCAGCUACGUUAGUGGCGGUGUAUGCCACGUACUUGAACGCUGGCAGGCUGUCAGUGAGAGCCCUGCCGCUGACAGUCGUCACCAUCGCAUACGGCGUGAUGAUGUUUGCCAGCAGUUACGUGGAAGAGGAGCAUCACUUCUGGUACUACGCAACAACAGCCUGGCUCGCAUUCGUCAGCUGCAGAGGCUUCCACGGAACCUCAAAGUCGGCAGUAGGACAAGCAGUAGCAGUCGCCACCGUGGCCGUCAUGACCCGGAUCAUCAGAGGCUGGAACCAGACAGGCCAGAAGUUCGCCGGAGAGCCUGACAUUGUCAAAUCCUUCAUCAUCACCGAGCCAGUGCGCCUCUGGGCCCUCAUCAGCAUCACCUACCUCUGGAUCCACCGCGCGCUCCUCCAGGGCUUCGACGGCCUCCCCGCCUCCCUCGCCAUCUUCGGGAGCACAACCGUCGUCCUCGCCGGCUUCACCUUCAAGCUCGCCUUCACCAACGAGGACGCGCCCGAGCUCGUGACCGGGUUCGCCCGGUCCCUCGUGGGCGUCACAGAGGGCAUCCCGCUCGUCUCGCGCGCACAGGCGGUAUUCGUCGGGCUGGGCCUCGGCGCCGCGUGCGUGGUGCUCUUCGUCGCCACCGGCCGCAAGGUCUCGCGGCGCUCCUCGGCCGUCGAGACUCUGCACCACCUGUACACGCUGCUGGCCAUGACGCAGUCCCGCGCGACCAACAUCCCGCUGUUCCUCCUCUUUGACGUCCAGUACAAGUUCCUCGCCGCGCAGGACCUCUCCCUCGCCGAGCUUUCGACCACCUCCCUCCUGCUGCAGUACAUGUCCUUCUUCGCCCUCGGCGGCACCAACGCCAUCUCCAGCGUCGACCUGUCCAGCGCGUACAACGGCGUCCGGAAUUUUGACGUCUUCACCGUUGGCGUGCUCACGUUCGUCAGCAACUGGGCCGGCCCUCUGUACUGGGUGUCUGCCACCAACGUGCUGCUGGUGCGGAAGAGGAAGGCUGGUCUCGAGAAGGGCGUGUAUAGGCGGCAUGUGACGCUAUUGACUGUGUUCGCGGCUGCGAGUGUGGGGUCUGUGAUGGCGGCCUGUACCGCGCUGAGGACUCAUUUGUUUAUCUGGACGGUCUUCUCGCCCAAAUAUCUUUAUUGCAUGGCGUGGAGCCUGGGGCAGCAUAUAUUUGCAAAUGUAGGAUUAGGGGGCCUUUUGUACUGGCUAGGCUCAAGGCAAUAA
This is a messenger RNA of Diaporthe batatas, 2601 nucleotides long. Its product is annotated as mannose-ethanolamine phosphotransferase LAS21. Gene Ontology annotation, biological process: GPI anchor biosynthetic process. The record is from RefSeq and is a predicted model, not a curated record. Gene Ontology annotation, cellular component: endoplasmic reticulum membrane. The coding region runs from base 1 to 2601 and encodes 866 amino acids. The transcript has a single exon. NCBI's taxonomy places the organism in Eukaryota, Fungi, Ascomycota, Sordariomycetes, Diaporthales, Diaporthaceae.